This is a messenger RNA of Lactuca sativa (garden lettuce), 1937 nucleotides long. RefSeq lists its product as uncharacterized. The record is from RefSeq and is a predicted model, not a curated record. Lineage: Eukaryota; Viridiplantae; Streptophyta; Magnoliopsida; Asterales; Asteraceae.
UUUAAAAAUGUCAGCCGCACAAAAAAUGAGGUAAUAUGUUACUGCCCCCAACAUCAUCUUACAUGAAGAACAGAGCCAGUACAACAAUAUAUAAUGAUAUAUAGUGUCAUGAAACACUUCCCAAGAUUCAAUGGAGGUAGUAAGUAGUAAUUAAAGUUUGCAACUUUCUAUGCCAAAUGAUUUGAUUUUUAUUGUUGGUUUUCAUUUAAUUUUAACCAUCAUUGGAAAAAUCAACUUACAAAUUCCUUGUUUUUUCUCAUUGUUUGGUGGAUCAGAUCUCUAUCUCUCCAUUAUUGUAUUAUAACCUGCAACUCUCAAAAUCAAUACCUACUUUCAAGGUUUUAUUCUCUGCAGAUUUCAUACUCUCAUAUUUAAAAAAGUUUUAAAAUCUUUCCCCAAUCAAACCCUCUGUUUCUUGGCUUUUUUGCAUUUCAAGUUAGCAUGCACAUUCAUCAUACUUCUUCAUUUGGGUGUUCUCUUGUUUCUCUGAGUCAUUUUAUCAAACAGCCUACCUGCAUCUCUGUGAAGCAUUUUUUCAGAAAGCAUAUAGUAGAUUCUUGAUUAAAAAAUAAAUAUAUUUUUUAAUUGCGAGGUUUGAUCCGAGUAAAACUGUCAAUUUCUGCAAGUCUUCAGCUUUUCGCUCCACUGAUUCACUCGAAUCUUAAACUAAUUGGCCAAUGCAUGUGGCUUAGUGGUUUACUUGGGCUCUUCUGCUCUUCCACUUUGAAGUUAGCUUUUAAGGUUCCUGUGUCUUCUUGUUUUCCCUACUUGUAAAGCGUCAAUGUGUUUAGAUCCGUGUAGUUGUAUUUGUUAAUAUUGAUCCUUUUACCAAUCUAGAAUAUGGGUAUUUUUCUUUAAUUCAUUACAAAAAAAAAAAAAAAAAAGUCCGUUUUAGAGAUCAGUGAAGAUGAGGUCAGUUGACGACAAGGGUUGCGUGAAUCCUGUGUCAAGUCAUGAACUUUCCGGCGCCGGCGGUGGUGGUGGUCAUCGGCACCAUACAGCUCUAGGCAAACCGACACCAUCAAAAUGGGACGAUGCCCAGAAAUGGUUAGUCAAGUUAUCUAGAGGCGGAGACAAGGCUCACUCAAACCACGCGCCACCACGUAACUCAAACGCAGACGAUAGAAGAUUAAUAGCACCUGUUCCUAAAAAAGAGUACCCAAGUAGCGAGGAGGAAGGAGUUGAUGGAGGAAUCGAAACAAAAAAAAUGGAUCAUGAUGAUUCAUUGUGGAGAUCUAAUGAGAACCCUGGGACAAUAGUUAGAUCGAUUUGUGUUAGAGAUAUGGGAACCGAAAUGACUCCAAUGGCUAGCCAGGAGCCUUCAAGAACCGCUACACCGGUUCGAGCCAUGAGCCCUGUAGCCUCUGGGUCUUCGACUCCGGUUAGACCAAAUGGUGCUGAUGUUGGUGGGCCCACAAGAUUUGGUCGAGAAAGGGUCGACCCAAAUAUUGCUGAGAACAAAACGAUUCAUCAAGAUGCUAAGCUUAAUCCUCUUGAAAACCGAGCAAUGGCUUGGGAUGAAGCCGAACUUGCAAAGUACAUGGCAAGAUACAAACGCGAAGAAGUGAAGAUACAAGCAUGGGAGAAUCACGAAAAGCGGAAAGCCGAAAUGGAAAUGAAAAGAAUGGAGGCCAAGGCAGAAAGAUUGAAAUCCCGAGCACAAGAGAAGUAUACGAACAAACUUGCAUCAACGAGGAGGAUUGCUGAAGAGAAAAGAGCAAAAGCGGAGGUGAAUUUGAAUGAACAGGCAGUGAAAACUUCUGAAAGAGCAGAUUACAUAAGAAGAACAGGGCACCUGCCUUCUUCUUUCUCAAUUAAGCUGCCUUCUAGCUGUUUUUUGCAUAAGUUUCAGUGUAUUUAGAUUAUUUUGUUGUAGUUGUAAUAGUUUGUUGUUUCCAUUAAAAUUCAAGAUUAAUUUCUAGACUAUACUUUUUGUC